Messenger RNA from Clonostachys rhizophaga, 420 nucleotides. NCBI's taxonomy places the organism in Eukaryota, Fungi, Ascomycota, Sordariomycetes, Hypocreales, Bionectriaceae. The record is from the annotation of a GenBank genome assembly.
AUGUUUUCCACGACGCUACGACGCCUCGCGCAGUCGGCGAGGGGGCCUAUGGGCAGGCUCACCGUCGAGAACAACCCAUACCGGACCAAAAAAGUGUGGCCGCCCGACUUCAAGGACCUCACACCCCAGCAGCAGCUCCGGUUCGAGAAGAAGUACAAGCGCCGCCUCUACCUCGCGCAUUACUCCCCGACAUGGGACAAGGGAACGCGGAUGGUCCGGUUUGUGCUGGUUACAGGUGCUCUCAUAUACGCCCUGUUCUUCGCCGAAUUCGAGUUUUGGGGCAAGCCGUACAAGCCAUCUGAAGAGAUUGUGGCCAAAGCCGCCCAUCUCUUCGGCAUCAUGGACCCCGACAAACGCUACGAACGAAGAAAAGACGCACCCCCAGUAAACCCGCGAAAAGAGGAGGCCGAAUCAAAGUAA